Molecule: messenger RNA, 384 nt
Organism: Penicillium chermesinum
Lineage: Eukaryota; Fungi; Ascomycota; Eurotiomycetes; Eurotiales; Aspergillaceae
Exons: 1
Coding region: 1-384 (127 amino acids)
Source: RefSeq, a predicted model, not a curated record
AUGCCGGAUGCAGCGCUCGAGCCGUUCUCCCUCAUCACCACCACAUCUACGGACGUCUCCUGGGCAGCUGACGGUCGUGCAGCUGGCCCAGCCAGUCAUAAGUUCCGGCUAAAUGGGGGCGACAGGGGUGUCCCCGGUAGCUUCAAUGCCCGCGCCCCAACGGGAAAAACUCAAGUUCAGAUUGAAACGAAGAGGUGUAUGCCUGGUGACAAGGGGCUUUGGGCGAGGUUUGAUGCGUCCGCGACUAUAAUCAGUCUCGUGCAGCGAAGCAAACAGGGGUUGCGGGGGGAAGGGGGAGGAGAAGAAGGGUUUGGAACCAAGGAAUUCGGGCUUCGUAGAUCUUCCCCUUUCGGCUUCAGGUAUAGCGCCGUGGCUAGUGUCUAG